Clonostachys byssicola is the source of this 657-nucleotide messenger RNA. The record is from the annotation of a GenBank genome assembly. NCBI's taxonomy places the organism in Eukaryota, Fungi, Ascomycota, Sordariomycetes, Hypocreales, Bionectriaceae.
AUGUUGGUUCGGGGCCUGUGUCUCCUCUCCUUGUACGUCGAGCUCGGCGUCUACGUCCAAGCCCAGGGCUCGAUUUGCUCGAGCGGCAUCUUUCCAGCCCUCAAGCAAACUCUAGGCUCGCAUCCUGAAGUUUUGGCCUACUGCGAGGCUCAUUUCCCAGUAGCCCCAGCGACUCUUUUCAAACGCAAUGCCAAAUCCAAAUGCCCGCCGAGGCCCAACCCAUCAACUACCACCGCACCACAACAGCCGGGUUCGACAACAACAAGCAGGCCUGGCAAUAAGCUGGAUGAACUUCUUGCACUGGCUCCACAUUUGAUCGAAACUGCAUGCUCCUGUAUUCAAGGACAAGCCACUGUGAACUUGGCAUGGUCUAUUCUAACUCCCUUAGGUGCGAACAUCGACGGCUGUACCGUCUAUAACAAGUUCGACCUCAGUACCAUCAACGGAAUCCUCUUCUCUAUCGACCAGUUCCGCCCAGUCUACAACAAUCUCGACCUCAGUAUCAUCCACGGAAUCCUCUUCUUCAUCGACAACUACCGCCCCAUUUUCAACUACAGAAAUGAGCAUAUCCUCCACUUCGACUUCAGCUGCGCCCCCUGCGCACACUGUGGCUGCUCCACGUUGCAACAGUUCGGUGUACACCAACGGAGGCUGUAA